AUGAUGGUUGUGAGGCUGCGAUGUAAACAAGAAAAUGAAGAUGGAGAUGGCGGCUGCGGCAAAGUAAUGAACAAUGUAGAGAUAGCUGCUAGAAUGAAUAAUUGUAGCAUGCAACAUCUUGAAGAAUUACUAGUCAAACAACUACAAAUAGAUUUAGAAGACACAAAUAUGCAAAUCAAAUAUCAGGUUAAAGAAGACUAUCCACCAAUAAUAAUACAAGAUGAUGAUGCUUUAAAUUUCUACUUUAAGAUGAAAGGAAAAUCAUCAGACCCAACACACUUCCCAAUCUGCAUUGAAAUUGAACAAAAAAUAAAAGAUCUAUCAUUGUAUGUAUCAUCAUCGAGAUCAACACACCAGAAUGUCAACAGAAAUUCAACAGUCUGUGAACUCCAAGAGAAUUCAACAAAUGUUGAUAAUUCCAAUUCAGUUUCAAAUAUGUUUCAGUAUGCAAUGGACAUGGGAAAUCUGUUAGAUGAGGAUCAAGAAGUGCAGAGUCCUUACGUAGAAAGUACGAUCAUUAAUGAAAUAAAGGCGACAGAAAUUGAAGAAGGUCAAAAAUACAAAGACAAGAGCACACUAAAGACUAUAUUAAGCAUUUACGCGAGCAAUAAUCAUUUUCAGUUCAGAUCUUACAAGUCGUGCAAAAUUGAGUACAUAGCAAUAUGCAAUGAGCCUGACUGUGAAUGGAAAUUGAGAGCGUCGAGAAAUAAAAAAUCAAUUGUAUUCAUUGUGCGAAAAUUUAACAAUGUACACACUUGCAAAGUUGGGGAAAGGAUGGCCGAUAAAAGGCAGGCAACAUAUAAUUUGGUUGGAAACUUCAUAAAGGAUAAGUACUCAAACUUCAAGACUGUUUACACGCCUGCCGAUAUUAUUAGAGAUAUGAAGAAAGAAUAUGGAGUCGAACUAAGCUACCAAACAGCAUGGAGAUCAAAAGAGAGGGGAUUAGAUCUCACGAGAGGACAUCCGGCUGAUUCAUACAAAUUACUGCUUUCUUAUCUACACGCGCUGAAAACAACAAAUCCCGGGUCUGUUGCUGAAUUGGAAACAAGAGAAGACAUAUUUCUUUAUCCGAUAAUUGUAGUCGAUGGUACGUUCCUCAAAGCAGCUUAUGGAGGAACUCUUCUAACGGCAGCGACUCAAGAUGCAGCAGAUAAAAUUUUUCCUCUUGCAUUUUGUGUGGUAGAUUCUGAAAAUGAUGUUUCGUGGGAGUGGUUCUUUAACAAACUUAGAGAAACAUUCGGCGUGAGGGAAGGAAUGCAAGAUAUAGAAGAGCGAAAGGUGAAAUCAGAGAACAAUAUUUUGGGGCAGCCAAAGCUUACACGCUUGAGCAGUUUGAAAAAUACAUGGCGGAACUUGAGAAAUUUGACCCCAAAAUAA
Mercurialis annua (annual mercury) is the source of this 1377-nucleotide messenger RNA. RefSeq lists its product as uncharacterized. The coding region runs from base 1 to 1377 and encodes 458 amino acids. Lineage: Eukaryota; Viridiplantae; Streptophyta; Magnoliopsida; Malpighiales; Euphorbiaceae. The record is from RefSeq and is a predicted model, not a curated record. The transcript has 6 exons.